Molecule: messenger RNA, 911 nt
Organism: Neurospora crassa OR74A
Lineage: Eukaryota; Fungi; Ascomycota; Sordariomycetes; Sordariales; Sordariaceae
Exons: 4
Coding region: 253-528 (91 amino acids)
Source: RefSeq, a predicted model, not a curated record
GGACGAGUGACAUGGUGACUUUCAGGCCUGGAUGGUUGAUGCGAUUUAGCCCCUCGUCAGCCUGUAGGCGGAUUCAUCAUUCGUCCUUCUAUCCAAUUGUUCCCGCUGAAGCAUCACCACUAUUGUGCCGUCGUUCGCAGUGCAUCGCAAAGUUGACAGUACAAACCGAUCUUGCUUAACUGCGAGGUGGAAAGAAUCAUUCCUCGUUGAACGUCCAACCUACCUCACCACAUAUCCCAAAACUUCAUCACAAUGGGCGGCGGUCCCCAAGUUCCCUACCCCAAACACGUCUGGUCGCCUUCGGGUGGUUGGUACGCCCAGCCGGCCAACUGGAAGAAGAACACGGCUGUUCUCGGUGGCGUCGUCUUCCUCAUCACUGCCGCAGUCUGGAAGCUUAGCGCCGAGAAAGAGUACCGUCACAAGAUGCCCGAGCCUGGUCGCUUUUAUCCCAGCAGAUACUGGAGCAGACAGAUUAUCGAGUAUGAGCGGGCGCAAAAGGAGAACGGGACGACACAGGAGAAAAAGUAAAUUUGGGCAUAGGCCCUGCCACCCCGGCCGUUUGGUCAUACAGUACAUGGCUUCCAAAGGCUUGAUGGAAUAACAGGACAUCUUGGCUUGGUUGAGGCCGGCCGGUUGGUGGUAGUAAUGCAAUAUUCGGAAUACAUUCAACGUCGGUUACCCUCCGCUGGCCGUCUUGCGUUGGUGCUCCAGAGCCUGGCUACGUCGUGAAUAAAGCUAACUUUGAUGUGGAUCAGUUCUGUAAUGGAUUAUAGAGGAAACUACCUCUAUUCUUACCGUUUCGUACUAUUGGCGAAUACUAGUGAACUCACAGAGAAGAGCCCACCUUCCAUGACUUUGAAUCGUGAACAUGCCUUAACAAUGUUCUUCGCAUGUUUUGGUGUAAACGCAAG